AUGGAUCGCUAUGAUGAUUUUAUAAAACUGUGUGAAAAAUUUAAUAAGAAUGUGAAUAAAUUUAUGGACGUAAAAGAAGAGAAGAGAAAUGUGAAGGAUGAUUUUUUUAUCACAAGUAGUAAGAUAUAUACUAAACUAUUUAGUGCUUGUGAAUAUAUUGAUAAUAAUACAUUGAAAGAAUAUGGAUUAUUUAUGAAUAGUAGUUCAUGUUCUUCAAUUUAUUUUAGUAAAUAUAAACCUAAAGGAAAGAAUAAAGAUAAUUUAUUAUUUUUGAUAAAUAAUAUAUCAGAGGAUAUUAAAAAUUUAGAACCUCAAGUUCAAAUACAUAAUGACAUAUUAAAUUGUUUAAAUAAUUUAUUAAGUAUAUUUGUUGAUAUAAUAAAUAAAUAUGAUAAUAAUUUAAGUAAUUAUAAUUUAAAAUUAAAUACAUAUACUACUUUUUAUUUUUAUGAUGUCAAAAGUGUAAAGUGUAAUUUUGAUUUUCUUAACAAAUUAAAUACACAAAUAUAUGGUUCUGAUAUAUAUAUAAAUAAAUCCAAAGAUAACAAUUCACAAUUAUAUUCAUCUCUUCAAAGAGGGAAACAUAUAAAAGUUAAUAAACAAAAUGAUAAUUCUUUAUUCAUACAAGAUGGAGAUACUAUCUCUCAAGGAUUAAACGACGACAAACAUGUUCAUAUGAAUGAUAUGUUUGUAUCACAAAUGAAUAUAAAAAGGAAUUAUAUAAAUGAUGAUAUUAAUACAUAUGAUAAUAAUAAUAAUAAUAAUAAUAAUAAAAAUAAUAAUUAUGUAAAUAAUUCAACGGGUGGGCAAGAUAUAAAUUUACCUACACAUCUUAACAGUAAUGAGAAUAUUAAAAUUCAUAAAAGUAAUUUAAGAAAACGAAGAGAUCUAAAUAAUAAUAGUAAUAAUAAUAAUAAUAGUAAUAGUAAACAGGUUCAUUUUAAUACAUACAAUUAUCUAGAUGAAGAAAAUAAUCCUGACGAAUCACAUAAUAAUAAUAUUUUUUAUCAAAAUAAUUUAUUAAAUAAUAAUCAAAAACUGGAAUUUAAAAAAUAUGUAGAUCUAUUUGAAAAAGAAGAAAAUACUUAUAUUAUGGAAACUAAAAAGAAAAUAGCAAAAAUUAGUAAUCUAAUGAAUAUUUUUGUUAAUAAAAUAUAUGAACAAAAUGAAAAUUUAAAAAUGAUAGAAACCAUUAUAGAAGAAAGUAUUGAUAAUGUAUCUCAAGGAAAUAAUUAUUUGACAAAAAUUAAGAAUAAAAAAAAUAUUAAUUCUCUUAUUUUUUUUUUUCUCAUAUGUACUUCAAUCUUUUUGUUUAUUCUUGAUUUUUUUAAAUAA
Plasmodium adleri (nom. inval.) is the source of this 1335-nucleotide messenger RNA. Its product is annotated as syntaxin, Qa-SNARE family. The record is from RefSeq and is a predicted model, not a curated record. Bases 1 to 1335 code for a protein of 444 amino acids. Gene Ontology annotation, cellular component: endoplasmic reticulum; SNARE complex. Lineage: Eukaryota; Apicomplexa; Aconoidasida; Haemosporida; Plasmodiidae. Gene Ontology annotation, biological process: retrograde vesicle-mediated transport, Golgi to endoplasmic reticulum. The transcript has a single exon.